AUGUCUGAGUCCACCCAGGCAUUCCGAGCUGUCGUACAGCAGGAAGAGGCUCGCCUCCAAAAAGAGUUUCCAACACCUGAAGAUAUCCCCACCUGUAUGACCCUCUUCGAUGAGUUUUUACGCUGUAACGUGGUCGGCUCGCAGUUCAAGUCGCUCUAUAGGUAUGGCGAGAUGGCCAAGUGCACCCCCAAGAUGGACGAAUUCAAGUACUGCAUGAGCAUCAAGUCUCUGCAUCCCGAGGAGAAGCGCGCCGAGUGGAUACGACAUCGUGCAGAGUAUUGGGCGCGCAAGAGGUUGACUAUGAGCAGCGAAAACGUGUGGGAAGUACGGACGGAGCCGCUACAAAAUUACCCACCACCUCCGAAUUUUACUGUCGUGGUGGAUAGCUCGACAGCUAUCCACUGA
Messenger RNA from Heterobasidion irregulare TC 32-1, 405 nucleotides. RefSeq lists its product as uncharacterized. NCBI's taxonomy places the organism in Eukaryota, Fungi, Basidiomycota, Agaricomycetes, Russulales, Bondarzewiaceae. Bases 1 to 405 code for a protein of 134 amino acids. The transcript is spliced from 3 exons. The record is from RefSeq and is a predicted model, not a curated record.